Vicugna pacos (alpaca) is the source of this 3989-nucleotide messenger RNA. RefSeq names its product CASC3 exon junction complex subunit (gene CASC3). Gene Ontology annotation, biological process: mRNA processing. NCBI's taxonomy places the organism in Eukaryota, Metazoa, Chordata, Mammalia, Artiodactyla, Camelidae. The record is from RefSeq and is a predicted model, not a curated record. Gene Ontology annotation, cellular component: exon-exon junction complex. Gene Ontology annotation, molecular function: mRNA binding.
GGGACUAGCUCUCGGCUCCCGGCAGCCCCUGCGAUGGGCGCGGUAUGUCAGGAACUGGCCCGCCGCGGCCGUUCUCCGUAAGAUGGCGGACCGGCGGCGGCAGCGCGCUUCGCAGGACACCGAGGACGAAGAAUCUGGUGCUUCCGGCUCGGACAGCGGCGGUUCCCAGGCGGGGGGCGGGAGCUUCAGCGGUAGCGCUGGAGGCGGCGGCAGCGGCUCUCUGCCGUCCCAGCGCGGAGGUCGAGCGAGGAUGCCAAGCUGGGAGUCGAUGGUAGAUGCUGGGGGUGAUGUGUUCCAGAAAAGGAGAGCUAUCCCAGUGCGGUUUGCAUCUGGAGCCCCUAGGGAAGAGGAGAGUGAAGAUGGUAUCGAGGGCGAUGCUGUUCUCUCGGAUUAUGAAAGCGCAGAAGACUCAGAAGGUGAUGAAGGGGAGUACAGUGAAGAGGAAAACUCCAAAGUGGAGCUGAAAUCAGAAGCCAAUGAUGCUGCUAAUUCUUCAGCAAAAGAAGAGAAGGGAGAAGAAAAGCCUGACAGCAAAGGCACUGUGACUGGAGAGAGGCAAAGUGGGGAUGGACAGGAAAGCACAGAGCCUGUGGAGAACAAAGUCGGUAAAAAGGGCCCUAAGCAUUUGGAUGAUGAUGAAGAUCGGAAGAACCCAGCAUACAUACCCCGGAAAGGGCUCUUUUUUGAGCAUGAUCUUCGAGGGCAGACUCAGGAGGAGGAAGUCAGACCCAAGGGACGUCAGCGAAAGCUAUGGAAGGAUGAGGGUCGCUGGGAGCAUGACAAGUUUCGGGAAGAUGAACAGGCUCCCAAGUCCCGCCAGGAGCUCAUUGCUCUUUAUGGCUAUGACAUCCGCUCAGCUCACAAUCCUGAUGACAUCAAACCCCGAAGAAUCCGGAAACCCAGGUUUGGAAGUCCUCCACAGAGAGAUCCAAACUGGAUUGGUGAGCGGCCAAAUAAGUCCCAUCGCCACCAGGGUCCUGGGGGCACCCUACCACCGAGGACAUUUAUCAACAGGAAUGCUGCAGGUACUGGCCGCAUGUCUGCUCCCAGGAAUUACUCUCGAUCUGGGGGCUUCAAGGAAGGUCGUGCUGGUUUUAGAUCUGUGGAAGCUGGUGGACAGCAUGCUGGCCGGUCUGGUGAGACUGUUAAACAUGAGACUAGUUACCGGUCCCGGCGCCUGGAGCAGACUCCUGUCAGGGAUCCAUCUCCAGAAGCAGAUGCUCAAGUGCUUGGCAGUCCUGAGAAGGAAGAGGCGGCUCCGGAGAUAGCAAAUCCUACUCCUGACGCUGCACCACCGGCCCCUGACAGGCCUAUUGAGAAGAAAUCCUACUCCCGGGCAAGAAGAACCAGAAUCAAAGCUGGAGAUGCAGUCAAGGUUGCAGAGGAGGUGCCUCCUCCACCUGAAGGGCUGACCUCAGCACCUCCAGUCCCAGAAACUACCCCUCCUCCACCUGCUAAGACUGGGAACUGGGAGGCCCCAGUGGAUUCUACUACAGGUGGACUUGAACAAGAUGUGGCACAACUAAAUAUAGCAGAACAGAAUUGGAGCCCAGGGCAGCCUUCAUUCCUGCAGUCACGUGAGCUUCGGGGUAUGCCCAACCACAUGCACAUGGGAGCAGGACCUCCACCUCAGUUUAACCGGAUGGAAGAAAUGGGUGUCCAGGGUGGGCGAGCCAAACGCUAUUCAUCUCAACGGCAAAGACCUGUGCCAGAGCCUCCUGCCCCUCCUGUACACAUCAGUAUCAUGGAGGGACAUUACUAUGAUCCACUGCAGUUCCAGGGACCAAUCUAUACCCAUGGUGACAGCCCUGCCCCACUGCCUCCUCAGGGCAUGAUUGUGCAGCCAGAAAUGCACCUUCCCCACCCAGGUUUACAUCCCCACCAGACACCGGCGCCUCUGCCUAAUCCAGGCCUCUAUCCCCCACCAGUAUCCAUGUCUCCAGGACAGCCACCACCUCAGCAGUUGCUUGCUCCGACUUACUUUUCUGCUCCAGGCGUCAUGAACUUUGGUAAUCCCAGUUACCCUUAUGCUCCAGGGGCGCUGCCUCCUCCACCACCUCCUCAUCUGUAUCCUAACACGCAGGCCCCAUCACAGGUAUAUGGAGGAGUGACCUACUAUAACCCCGCCCAGCAGCAGGUGCAGCCAAAGCCCUCCCCACCCCGGAGGACUCCCCAGCCAGUCACCAUCAAGCCUCCACCACCUGAGGUUGUAAGCAGGGGUUCCAGUUAAUAUGAAUUUCUGAAUAUUUAAAAUCUAGCAUCAUAUAAAAGACAGCAGAGGUGAGAACCCAGAAGAGAAGAGAAUACCACAGCUGUCACUACCAAGAGGGCUUCAAAGAUCCAGGGUGGCUCCUGCCAGCAAGCAGCUGAGUGAGGGGGACCCCCACCUUCCUCUGAGGACAGGCUCUGUUGGAGAAAGGGAGAAACCAGUGGACUUCCUCCCAUUUCCAGUGUUUACUUGAGUUGGCUGUGCUCAGAGGAGCAGAGAUCUGGACAGUCCGGGCUCCCAUGUCUCCAUCUAGGAGCCCACAUCUUUUGCUCUUCUUCACUUCCUCCUGGGAACUUCAAGUGUCUUCUGCUCCCAGGGGAGCUCCUCCCUGUUUGUUUUGUUUUCUAAGAUGUUUGUUUUUAAAGCCUGGCUUGCUAUUGUUAAAUUGAUAUCCUUUUAGUUUUCCUCUUUCUCUCUUUUUCUCUCUCUCUGCCUUUAAAUGAAACAAGCUCAUUCUCUGGUUUGCUAGCUCCUCUGAGUUCUCUUUUGGUUCUUCCCUGCAUCCCAAAUAAUUGAGAACUUACCAACCAGUCUUCCCCCACCAAGUCUACAAAGAGCUGACCUUUCAUUUUUGGUUGGCCUUUAUUAUUGUAUACUUGGACUCUCUUAACUCGUCUAACCCUGUGGAAACAUAGGUGUCUGCACAGUGUCCCAUUGUGGAGAAAAGCUCAAUGAAUGCGAUAGGAGCCCUUCUUCUUGACUGAAUUUUUUAGGAUUCUGAGCCUCCAUCUGUCUCUGUACUCUGGUAGGCUUCAGUUCUGUACUGAAGACAGAGUCUCAACAGUGGGGAGAGAUGGCAAACCAGAUGCUUUAGUGAGAAAGGGAGGGUGGAGUGAGAGCCUUUGCACCUUAGGGGUGUGUAUUCACACAGUCCUCAGGGCUCAGUCUUUGAGGUAAGUGGCAUUUGAGGGCUCUGCUCUUCUUUCUAUCCCAUCUGCCACACCCCCUUUCCAGUUGCUGUGGACCAAUGCAUCUCUCUAGAGGCAAACCCAGUAAGCGCUCUUCCCUGUCCUUUGCAAUUGCUCUUCUCCAUGUCUUUCCGGCUAUAAGUGUUCUAGAUGUUACUACCUUAUUUUCCCUAAGUUUUACUCCUGUCCUUGCAAACAGAAGAUACCACCCCUGGGCUUAAAGCCUAAGGAAGACAGUCACUUUCAGGGCAAGGGCUCCUCCCUCCUUUCCUCCCUGUCUAUGGCACUGAACCACUCCCCUGCUGCCUCUGCGGAAGAGAUUCCUGUUACUGCAGCACUUGAAUCUGCCAGGGGUGAAUUGGCCACUGUCCCUGUCCUUCUAUAAAACCUGAGGGAGAAGGUGGCAGUUGUGUCUCUCCCCGAGUCAUGUCACUAAUUCUGUUUCUUCUCUUCAGCAGCUGGCUUAACCACUCUGAGUCACAGGUGUGGGGUGGGGAAGGGAGAGAGGCACUCAAACUAUAACCCCCUAAGGAGGAAAUAACUAAGAGAUUCUUCCAGGGGUAGCUGGUGGUUGUGCCUUUUGUGUAGGCUGUUCCCUUUGCCUUAAACCUGAAGAUGUCUCCUCAAGCCAGUGGGCAGCGUGCCCAGAUUCCCAGACCUUAAGACACUGUGACAUUUGUCUCUGUUGGUCUGCUGUGUUGUGUUGCAAGAAUUUCUCCAUGUGUAUUGUUGUUUGUUACUGUUUUAAAGGGUGCACCUAUGUGAUUGGCAUUGUGAUUUGGAGAUAAUAAAAUUUAGACAUGUAAGCUUGG